This is a messenger RNA of Clupea harengus (Atlantic herring), 667 nucleotides long. It is a transcript of the gene vcana, whose product is annotated as versican a. The transcript has a single exon. Bases 146 to 562 code for a protein of 138 amino acids. The record is from RefSeq and is a predicted model, not a curated record. Gene Ontology annotation, biological process: central nervous system development; positive regulation of neuroblast proliferation; glial cell differentiation. Lineage: Eukaryota; Metazoa; Chordata; Actinopteri; Clupeiformes; Clupeidae. Gene Ontology annotation, cellular component: synapse; perineuronal net. Gene Ontology annotation, molecular function: hyaluronic acid binding; calcium ion binding.
GAGAGCGAAUACUGAGAAAUUAUGUAACCAAAAAUGUGAACAAAGAUGAAUGAAGACAUCAUGUUUUGCAAUUUUUUUUUACUCUGAUCCAGUAGCUGGUAUGUAGUUAACUAGUUUAAACUGAUUUUGAGUGGAUACAUGGUAAAUGUGUUGUCUGCUUUCAGCCUCAGCAAGUCUAAUGGUCAUGAGGCCUGUGAGUGGCUCGCUGUCAGGACGGGUAUCGCUGCCGUGUCACUUCUCCACCACUCCCACCAAUGCGCCCUCCACCCUCGACAACAAAGCCAGCGCCCCCGGCGACCAGGACUACUUGCGCAUCAAGUGGACCAAGGUGCAGGGCGACAGUGAGACGAUCGUGCUGGUGGCCCAGAACGGCGUCAUCAAGAUCGGUCGCGGCUACCGGGGCCGUGUGUCGGUGCAGAGCCACCCUGAGGACGUCGGGGACGCCUCGCUGGUCGUGUCCAAGCUCCGCGCCAGUGACGCUGGAACGUACCGCUGCGAGGUCAUGUACGGCAUUGAGGACACACAGGACAUGGUCUCUCUGAAUGUCGAUGGUGAGUUUUGAUUUGACUGUGUCUCACCCUCUUUCUGUCUUUCUUCCUCUUGGAUGAGAUGGAUUUGGCUGCAAUCUGUCCCUGACUGUUUUGGUGGAGUUACUGUAAUAGUACUG